Hirundo rustica (Barn swallow) is the source of this 1685-nucleotide messenger RNA. RefSeq names its product transcription factor 24 (gene TCF24). Gene Ontology annotation, biological process: developmental process; regulation of transcription by RNA polymerase II. NCBI's taxonomy places the organism in Eukaryota, Metazoa, Chordata, Aves, Passeriformes, Hirundinidae. The coding region runs from base 285 to 782 and encodes 165 amino acids. The record is from RefSeq and is a predicted model, not a curated record. The transcript has 5 exons. Gene Ontology annotation, molecular function: DNA-binding transcription factor activity, RNA polymerase II-specific; RNA polymerase II transcription regulatory region sequence-specific DNA binding; protein dimerization activity.
ACCGGGCCGGACGGCACGGGACCGGACGGAGGCGCCGGGAGGGGCCGCGCCGGGCUGGAAGCUCCGCACGGAGCGGGAGCGGCCCAGGAUUUUAUCUCAUAUAGAUGUGAAGCUCCUGAACCAUAAAGACCAUUUCCAAGGGCACCCAAGGAGAUGAGGUUUUUAGCCAGGCUGUCACAGGAACAGAUACUCCUAACACGUGAAAGCCAGGAUCUGGGACACUCACUCGGGCUGCUUGGCUGAGGACAACAGGAUCAGGACUCUCCCUGCCGGGGACGUCACCGAUGGACUGUGGACGCUUAGCAGAGAGCAGCGAGGAGAUCUGCGGCCCGGGCGCAGGCCCCGAUUCCCCGCUGCCCUCCUCCGGCGGCAGCAAUUCCCGCCUGCCCUCGGCGGCCUCGCCGCGGGCCGGGGCCGCUCCGGGCCGCCCCGCCGCCGCCAACGCGGCCCGGGAGCGCAGCCGGGUGCAGACCCUGCGCCACGCCUUCCUCGAGCUGCAGAGGACUCUGCCCUCCGUGCCGCCCGACACCAAGCUCUCCAAGCUGGACGUGCUCCUCCUGGCCACCACCUACAUCGCGCACCUCACCCGCAGCCUCCAGGACGAGGAGGAGUCGCCGGGAGAAGGCUUGGGCGCGCUCCGCGGGGAUGGAUACCUGCACCCCGUCAAGAAGUGGCCCAUGCGUUCCAGGUUGUACAUUGGAGCCACGGGACAGUUUCUGACCCACUCGGCACAAGGAGACAGUGCAAACCAUGGGGAAACGUCAACAUCUUCACAGAUCUAACCUCCCUUCUUGCUUUCAAAAAAUGGCUAUUUAUUACACCUUAGAUAUAUAUAUUUAAGUUAAAAAACCAGUAUCUACAGACAAAACUACAGUUCCUGAAAUGCUGUUUGUAGGGGAAAAGGAACUGAUUCUUAAAUGUAACUAAUACCUCAUUAAGUUAAUGUGACACAUCAUUGGUUUCUAUCACUGCUGCAGUCUGAGUGAGGGGGAGUGGGAGGGGGUGACUGAAGCCAGCACCAAUCCAAGCAGCAGCAGCAAAGAGCAGAGUUGAGUAUCCCUGUCCUCUCUGGGACAAGCGCUGUGAGAAAAGAGAGGAGGAGUGAUGUGCUAAUGGCCAAGUACAGGGCAAAACAGGCUUGGGUGCAAAGAGAAGGGCAAGGCUAAAAAUAGCAACUGUAAUCCCACACAGACUUUCUCCACUGCUUAAAGCCGAUGGCAGAAAUCCCCUGACCGCAGCUGGCCGGUCAGGGCUCCAUCCAUCGGGUAGUCCUGUAUGUUUGUAGCUAUUGCUGGGAAUGUGGAUGCAUGUUCAUGGAGUAAAAAUGUGCUGGGAGACCUUCCCUCCUGCACUGAGUGCUGUAAUUUGAGCACUGCUUGUAGCCACCCACAGGACUGUGCUGCAUGUUAGGGGCUCAGCCUGUGUUUGCUACCCCGGCACAACCACGUGUCUGCUCACCACACCACGCCUCAUUUCAUUUCAGGGGUUCACAUGUUGGAGCAGGUGAACCCAAAUUGUUGGCUUGUUUGUAGCACACUUGUUCACUUAAACAUCUGUAUUUAGGCAAGAAAAGUUGAAACUAAAUGCACAAAUGUCAUCUGUUGUAUCGGUUCUGUAAAACACUGCAUUUCUCAUAUGGUUUGUUAUUGCUGGGGUAAAUGUUCUAUUAAAUAUUAUUCUGUGAA